Prunus armeniaca (apricot) is the source of this 615-nucleotide messenger RNA. NCBI's taxonomy places the organism in Eukaryota, Viridiplantae, Streptophyta, Magnoliopsida, Rosales, Rosaceae. The record is from the annotation of a GenBank genome assembly.
AUGUUUGAUGUUGUUCAUGAGGUGUACUUGGAGGCUCCCAAGCUGGGUAUUGAGAUUGAUGCUUGUUGCCUUAAUAUACUCAUCAAGGGACUAUGUGAGUAUGGGAAAUGGAUGCUGCACUUAAGGUGCUCGAUGAAUUUCCUAAGCAAAGAUGUGGAUGAAGCUUUUGGGAUGUUAAAGAGGAUGGAAAAUGAGGGGAUCGAUCCGGAUGCCAUCACGUUUAAUAUAUUGAUAGCGGGGCUCAGGAAACAGGGGAGAUUUGAAGAGGGGAUUAAGCUUUUGGAGGAAAUGAGGGGCAAGGGGUGUGAUCCAAAUGCAGGGUCUUAUCAGGAGGUUUUGUAUUGUUUUCUUGAUGCACAGAGGUUUGUUGAGGCCAAAGAGUUUAUGAGUUGGAUGAUCUCUAAGGGCGUUGGCCCGAGUUUUGUAUCGUACAAGGCGUUGAUUCAUGGACUGUGCAAAGAAAAUCUGGUGCAGGAUGUGGAUUGGGUUUUAAAGCAGAUGAUAAGACAAGGCUUUCUUCCGAAGAUGGGGAUGUGGAGGCAGAUCCUCAAAAGCAUGUUUUCAGAGAAGAGCAGCCAUUGUUGUAUUUCCUAUGAAGAAAUUGUAGAUAAUUAA